Messenger RNA from Nakaseomyces glabratus, 369 nucleotides. It is a transcript of the gene POP7, whose product is annotated as ribonuclease P/MRP protein subunit POP7. Gene Ontology annotation, molecular function: ribonuclease P activity; ribonuclease MRP activity; RNA binding. NCBI's taxonomy places the organism in Eukaryota, Fungi, Ascomycota, Saccharomycetes, Saccharomycetales, Saccharomycetaceae. Gene Ontology annotation, biological process: intronic box C/D snoRNA processing; nuclear-transcribed mRNA catabolic process, RNase MRP-dependent; tRNA 5'-leader removal. The record is from RefSeq and is a predicted model, not a curated record. Gene Ontology annotation, cellular component: nucleolar ribonuclease P complex; ribonuclease MRP complex.
AUGGCAGAGAAAUUAGUUAGAAAGCUACCGACGGUAAAGACCAUGUCACACAAAAAGAUUAAAUCAACAAUGUAUGUGAAGAGUGGAACGCCCUUCAAAAGUGCUACAAAGAGGAUAGACAAGCUUUUAAACCAGUGUCAACGAUAUGUUACUGUACUAGGAAUGGGUCACAGUGUUACCAAAACUCUUGCCAUUGCAACCACAUAUCAGGAAAAGCUGCACAAGGUACAGGUAAUGACCAAGACUAUUGAAGUAUUAGAUGAGGUAGUAGAAGACACAGAAAGCAUAGAUGAUAGUGAUAGUGAUAUAGAAACUAAACUCAAGAAGCGAUUAUUGAGCGGUGUAGAAGUGAGGAUAUUUAAAGUAUGA